Messenger RNA from Lytechinus pictus (painted urchin), 2805 nucleotides. RefSeq lists its product as uncharacterized. The transcript has 14 exons. Gene Ontology annotation, molecular function: phosphoric diester hydrolase activity. The coding region runs from base 282 to 1721 and encodes 479 amino acids. Gene Ontology annotation, biological process: lipid metabolic process. The record is from RefSeq and is a predicted model, not a curated record. NCBI's taxonomy places the organism in Eukaryota, Metazoa, Echinodermata, Echinoidea, Temnopleuroida, Toxopneustidae.
AGUUGAAUACAACUGUAUACCUUAACAGUUUACAAAUAACUUAUUUGCACUCUUUGAUUUCUUGAAAUACUAUAUUCCUACAAUUCUGUAUUUCUUGGGAGGGGUCGUUAAUACACUCUUGGAUUACAUGUUUGCAUGAUAACCUGGUAAAACACAAACUGGAAUUGGCACACACGUUUGGAAUAUCGAUAACUUGGCUGCUACUGCUCUUUGAGGUUUUUUAUUGUCAAUAUCCUACCCUCCUGCUCAUCGUCAUCAUACGAAGAUAAAAACUAAAUCAAAUGAUGUCAAUAACUAGACAGCUCAUCAUUUUGGUCUUAUGUGUUCUGGUUGUUUCUGUAAGCACUGAUGCAGCGGAAUGUACCUCCGAACUUAGUGUAGAAGCAGGGUGCGAUCAGUGCACGGACUGGGGUCAUUGUGAACAGGAAACUGUUCCUGUUGACCCAUGGCUUCAAUAUGCAUUAAAGACACAACGUGAAUUGCAGAUCGAUGCGACCUUUGACCAAUUCAUCAUGUUAGAUUCUCACAAUAGUUUCCAGGCUAGAGCAUAUGGGCUGAGAUAUGGAGCUAAUGAUACUUGUGUGUGGCCACCCCCUUACCCUGAGAACUGCACAUCGAUUGCUAAUCAUGAAUUCACCAUCAUUGACCAACUGAACCUCGGUAUUAGAGGCAUUGAGAUUGAUAACUGGUACUGCUAUGGGGCGAUGCGUGUAUGCCAUCUAGGUGUUCAUGAAUACCUUGGUGUAUGUGAAUCUGAUCACAUGUUAUUUAGUGAUCUCAUCAGCGAUAUUGGACAGUGGUUAGAUCAGCCAGAGAACCAAGAUGAAAUCAUUCGACUUUACUUUAAUGAGAAGACAGAUCAAGGACAUGAUGAUGAAGUAAAUGACAUAAUCCAAGGAGCUUUUGGAACACGGGUCCUCACACCAGCAAAUCUGAGGGAUACAUAUGGUGGUUCAUGGCCAACCAUUCGAAAGAUGAGAGAGGAUGGGAAGCAUGUUCUUAUAGCAGCAGGUGGUACAGAUGGAUUCUUUACCCAUGGUGAUGUCUACAUUCAUCCAUUAUACUUUGAUGUUGAUGUCAGAACGAACCUGUAUCUACCUUAUCCAGACUGCAGUGGCCGAAAUGAUACUAACAUCGUACGUGUGUACAGUGACAGCUUAAACUUUCCACUUGUAGAGAAAGGAUAUUACAGCGGUGAGGAUACUGUGGGAUCUAUCAAAGACUUGAGUGAGUAUGUAAAAUGUCGUAUCCAGUACCCAGCUAUGGACAUGAUCAACACAAACCUAGUCAAGACUGGUGUUUGGACAUGGGCCGAGAGACAACCCAAUGGAGAGCUCACUUACGACUCCUGUGUCAUGCUUAAAGGCACCGAUCACCGUUGGUAUGUAUCUUCUAACUGUUCUGAAAACCAUUAUUACGCUUGCCAACACGACAGUGAUGACGAGGUGUGGACAGUGAGUGACGAGGCGGGACCGUAUUCGACAGAAGACAAUGUAUGUCCACAAGGAUACUCCUUCAGCAUCCCUCAUGAUGGAUACAGAAAACAAAAGUUGAUCGAGUCUUCAUUGGACGAGGAUGUCUGGCUAAAUUUCUCCCCAUGGCUUCCGUCUGGUCCCGUAGAACCAACUGAUGAAGUGAUGACCACUGAGUCUGCUGCAAACCGUCUCAUCAGCAUACCAUGGGUUGUCCUGGCAGUCCUAUGCGGCGUACUUUUGCUUUGAAUCUCCAUCGCAUAAACUCAGCAAAAUCCACCAUGUAAAAUCUGUUAACAUUGAAACUCAUUUUGAAAUAAGUUUGAAUGUAUUAUAAAAUAAGUGUGAUUGAUUUAUUUUCCAUUCAGAUUAUUCGAGUAAUAUUUGCCAGAAAAAUGUAUAGAAGAAAUAUCCGUAGAUAUUAUCUCAUGAGUAAGCCCAGUUUUAGGGAGGGGUGUUUCUUCGUUAAACAAACAAAAAAUGUUGCAAGUCCCCCCCCAAAAAAAAAAAACAUUAUUAUGUACAUGCGACUAGAAAAAAAGAACCCCUGAAAAACGAAAAAAAAAUGUGUUAAUCAUCUUUUGAUGACGGAUUGCGUCAAAAACUAAUAAUUUGAAAGGAAAAGAAGUCAAAUUUGAUAUCACAGAUUUUCGUGUUGGUCGAAUUGUUCUUAAAAUUGUCAAGGUGUUACUAAAAUGACCAUGGGAAGCGGGGGUGCUAGGGGUGUUGCGUGUAUUAAUUUCCAUAGGCAGCACCCCUUGGAAUUGUGGUAGGUGUUAGAAAAUGGAAAAAUGUAAUCAAAAUAACUUUUGUUUUGUAGUGAAACGCCCUCUUUUUGCUUGUCAAAUUUACAUCAGCAUCCCCACACAAAAAAAUCGUUCCCAGAAAAGAUAUGCCUAUCUUCAGGAACAUUUUGAAUGGUAAAAUUGAUUCAUUAAAGAUAAAAUGUAAGAAGAAAAAUGUAAAAAUAGACAUUAAUCCUUUGACCGGUUUGUUUUGAAAAUAUAAAAAUGUUCAAUUAUUUUGCCACUAGGGUAUCUUAGUUUGCUUCAGAAGUGAUGUUUGUGGUUUACUGAUCAAUUAAUAGUGAAAGAUUCUUCACUAAAAAUCAAUAGAAUAUUAUGAAACGCCCAGAGUCAACCCUAAAACACAAAAUGACAAAAACAAAUCUCAUAGGUCUUUGGACACGCCUAAGUGUUUUCUAAAACGAUUUUUCAUCUUCAAGAUAAAAUCAUUUUGAAGCCUGAUAUUUACCUUUUAUUUUGAUAUCAAAUUGUCACUGUGCUUGAAGAACAUAAGUGAAUAAAUUGUAAAUGACUGUAAAAAAAACUCA